AUGUUCUCCAAAGUUAUCCUUUUCAUCCACAUGAUCUCACUCAUUUUGCCACUUGCCAGCUCCGCUCCAGACUACAAAUGUGGCAAAACGUUGGCGGAUUUGAUUUUUAGAGUUCGUCAUGAAAGUCGUUCCAAUGGAGUCGAUAUCAUACAACAAUGUUAUGAUGGUGAAGCCAUAAAUGAUCUCACAGUUAUUCAACUGUGCUGCCCUGAUCAGAUCUCAAUUUAA
Molecule: messenger RNA, 228 nt
Organism: Caenorhabditis remanei
Lineage: Eukaryota; Metazoa; Nematoda; Chromadorea; Rhabditida; Rhabditidae
Exons: 2
Coding region: 1-228 (75 amino acids)
Source: RefSeq, a predicted model, not a curated record